AUGGUGGACGAAAAGGAGGUUGAGGGGGAAACCCUUACUGCUGGUGAUGAUGGUGAGAAGGGGGACACCCCUAUAUCUGGUAAUGAGGUCGAGGGGGAAACCCCUGUUGUCUCUGGAGUUGGUGUGGGGGAAACCCCAGUUGAAUCUGAUGAGGGGGAAACCCUUGUUCAUGGUGGUCUGGAUGGGGAAACCCCGAUUGUGUUUACUGAGGGGGAAACCCCUAUUGUUAAAAAUUCUGAGGGGGAAACCCCGAUUGUGUUUGCUGAGGGGGAAACCCCUGUUGUUAAAAAUUCUGAGGGGGAGACCCCGAGUGAAGUUGCUGAGGGGGAAACCCCUAUGAAUAUUGAAGUACAGGAGCCCGAUGGAGGUGGGCUUACAGAGAUCGUGGAUCUGGUCAAUGUACCAGAAGAUGAGGACACACCCAUUAAAAAUAGGGAGGCCAGACGGAUGGCCAGGAGAAGCUUGGUGGAUGAGGCGGACGAGCCUACCCACCCGAGGAGAUUGGAGUUCCGUGCCCCAGGGGUAGUAGUCGAGAUGGAGGAUGAAACUCCCGGGUCUGGGAAUGAGCUGAAGGACGCAGAAGAAAGACGCUUGGCCGCUGAGCGUAAGCGUAAGGGUAAGCAUGCUGCUACCAUCCCGCCUAAGAGGUCGAGGAAAGCUCCCUCUGUCGAGCGAGUUAAGGAACCACUUACCGCAGCCACUAAGGUCCCCUACGCUAAGGAGUUUAAAGGACCCAGCCCAGACAGUGAGCCAAAAGAAGAAGAAGAUGAGGAGCAAGAAGAGGAGCUCAACUACAAGAGGGCCGAGGUUUGGAUAACCAAGAAGCUGCUAAAGGAGAUGGGCGAGUUUGACAACCCACGGAGGGCACAAACGUACAAGGAACGAAGCGCCCCUGGGAAGCUGGCCAAGUCUGGGAAACAAUAUGACCCAAAGGCGCUGAGGGAGAUUGAGUCGGACAAGGAAUUCCUCAAGUACAUCAGUGCUAUAGGGUUCGAAUGGCUAAUGAACCAUAGCACGGCUGAGGUGCCCACAACUUUAGCCCGGGAGUUCUUUUCCACUUUCCGACUCAAGUCCACAACUGACUUAGACGCCGACUCCAUCACGUUCCGGUUAUUCAACGAGGAGUAUGAGAUGAGCAUAAGAUAG
Salvia splendens (bonfire salvia) is the source of this 1146-nucleotide messenger RNA. RefSeq lists its product as uncharacterized. The transcript has a single exon. The coding region runs from base 1 to 1146 and encodes 381 amino acids. The record is from RefSeq and is a predicted model, not a curated record. NCBI's taxonomy places the organism in Eukaryota, Viridiplantae, Streptophyta, Magnoliopsida, Lamiales, Lamiaceae.